UGAGCUGACCAGUGGUUAUUGCCUGGAAACGCUACUGUAGAACCCAUAGAAAUCCAAAGGAAAGCUUCUAGUGAGCCUAUAAAAAUCCAUUUGGGAAACUUCUGGUGAUCGCAUAGAAAUCCAAUGGGGAAGCUUCAGGUAAACCCAUAGAGAUCCAAUGGAGAAGCUUCCAAUGAGCCCAUAGAAAUCCAAUGGGGAAGCUACAGUGAGUCCAUGUAAAACAAUAGAGAAGCUACCAUUCAGCCCAUAGAAAACAAUGGAGUAACUACCUGUGAGAUCAUAGAAAUCAACAGAGAUGCUACCAUGAGCCCAUAGAAAGCGAUAGAGAAGCCACUGCCAUAGAUCCUUAAUCUUCAAUGAAGUCGUGCCAGUAGAGCUCCCUGGCUGUCAACUAGUGAAAGGGAUGGAGGUUGGUUCUGAAGAUAUCGAUGUUCUUCCUAAUGGUUUAGCCUUUAUAAGUACAGGCCUGAAGUUUCCUAACGUAAAGAGCUUUGCACCUGACAAACCUGGAGAGAUAGUACUUUUAGACCUGGAAGAUGGCAACCUCAGUCCCUCCCCUCUGCGCAUCAGAGAAGGGUUUAAUGUGUCUUCCUUUAACCCUCGUGGGCUGAGCACAUACAUCGAUGAGAAGGAUGGUACAGUCUAUCUCUUUGUGGAGAAUCAUCUGCAUUCACAAUCCAUUAUUGAGAUAUUCAAAUUUCAAGAGGAGGAACGUUCUCUUCUUCAUUUGAAAUCAGUCAAACAUGAACUUCUCCCCAGCGUUAAUGAUAUAGUUGCUGUUGGGCCUGAGAGCUUCUACGCCACCAUUGAUUUUUACUUUUCCAAUGACCACAUGAAAAUGGUGGAAUUGUAUUUUGGAUUUCCAUGGACGGGUGUUGUGUAUUACAGCCCUGGUGAUGUCCGACAAGUGGCCACAGGACUUAACAAUGGCAAUGGAAUUACUAUUUCUAAUGACAAAAAAUACAUCUACGCUGCUGAUUUUACAGGUCAUACAAUUAAUGUCUUUAAAAAGAAUGAAGAUUGGUCUCUCACCCCAGUAAAGGUGGUGGAUGUAAAUAGCCUUGUGGAUAACCUGUCAGUGGAUCCAGUGACCGGGGAUAUCUGGACAGGAGCUCAUCCAAACCUAUACAAAGUCUUAAACUACAAUCCGGACAAUCCUCCAGGUUCAGAGGUGAUCCGUGUACAGAAUAUUCACUCGGAUAACCCCAUUAUCACCAGAGUCUAUGCGAACAAUGGGUCAGUGAUCCAGGGGUCAUCCUGUGCCUCCGUGUACAAGGGGCAGCUACUGGUGGGUACAGUAUUCCAUCGAGCCCUGCACUGCCCGCUGAAGUGACGCUUCCUAUAAACCUGGAUACUAAUGUUCAGAAUGUUUUACAAACCAAAAUAAAUUCUCCUUUUA
Messenger RNA from Hyla sarda, 1399 nucleotides. Its product is annotated as serum paraoxonase/arylesterase 2-like. NCBI's taxonomy places the organism in Eukaryota, Metazoa, Chordata, Amphibia, Anura, Hylidae. Bases 404 to 1333 code for a protein of 309 amino acids. The record is from RefSeq and is a predicted model, not a curated record. The transcript is spliced from 9 exons. Gene Ontology annotation, molecular function: arylesterase activity.